Drosophila subpulchrella is the source of this 4273-nucleotide messenger RNA. RefSeq names its product DNA repair protein complementing XP-C cells homolog (gene Xpc). Bases 260 to 4171 code for a protein of 1303 amino acids. The transcript is spliced from 6 exons. The record is from RefSeq and is a predicted model, not a curated record. Lineage: Eukaryota; Metazoa; Arthropoda; Insecta; Diptera; Drosophilidae. Gene Ontology annotation, cellular component: nucleus; XPC complex; cytoplasm. Gene Ontology annotation, molecular function: damaged DNA binding; single-stranded DNA binding. Gene Ontology annotation, biological process: mismatch repair; nucleotide-excision repair.
UACAAAGUUUUUUUCUCAGAGUCAGCCUCACCAAGCGCGAAAAUGUGAAUUGAAUUUCGCAAUUGAAUUAAAUCGUCCAAAGCCGAACUUAAACCAGGCCCAAAACAAUCAACCAAGAGCAGGACAAAAGCUGGACAGGAGGUGAGCGACCAGAGGAUAUUCUUGUGUAACGCGUGUCCCAAAAAACUGCGCAGUAAAAAUCAAUACCAAGUGGCACGCAUCGAUACAUAAAUGUAAAACGGCCCGAAGAAAAGGGAAGAUGUCCGACGACGAGGAGGAUUCCGUGUCCGAGGGCUUCUCGGCCAGCGAGGACGAGUGGAAGCCGAGCAAGGACGCCAAGGGAGGCGAGUCAUCCGACGACGAUGACAGUGACUUCGAUGAGCUGCAGGCGGAGGGAGGAGCGGCAGGCUCCAGCGGACGAUCUUCCGCGGUGGCGGGAAAAAGGGGCGAUCACAAGCCGCCGAGCGGCAUCAAGGGCUCCUCGGUGAAGAAACGCAAGCCCACUGGUCAGUCACUACGCUCCAAGCUGUACAACAAGUACCGACCGCCCCCAAAGACCUUUCCCACUUCACCAUCCCAACAGCAGGAUAACUCGCCCCGGGCUUCUGGUUCAAAAAACGUAAGAACGCCCAAUGAAAGCGGUGCACGGGAUCAGCACGAUCCCGCUGAUUCCAGCAGCGAAUCCAGUGUGGAAGACUACCUGGUGAAUCCCGCCGAUCUCGAUCUGCACUCCACCUUCUUUGCCGGCGGCCAGAAGGAAAAGGAGAAGUCGCCGGCGCCCCAAUUCGAUUGCAAUGCGGGCAUCACGAACCUCUCGGACUCCGGCUCCGGAUCAGAGGACAACAACGAGAGCAGCUUCGAGGAUAAAGCAGGCAAUGCCUUCGACUUUCGCGGUCUUCUGGAGAACGCGAACAGCUUGGAGCGCACUAGGGAUGCACUGAGCAAGCGGAAUGUCACGGCCACUCCGCCGAGGAGCCAGGCUGCCACCAUGGAUGUCAAUGCACUGCUUGCAUUGGGCGAGAACCAGAACUACCAGAGUGUAGAGGUAGAGGAACGGGAGGGGAAUCAGCGAAGAAAGGCUGGAGGAGGAGCACCACCAGCAGCGCCUCCGACUCUGGAUGAACCGUCGCGCCUGAGCAAGACCAAGUCGACACGGAUAAAGCGCCACACCAAGACGCGACCCGUGUCCACAGUGGUCGCCAAUGCCGGCGACACCGAUGAUUCCGAUUUUGAGGAAGUGGCAGAUGCGGAUCUUUCCAGCGACGAGGACGAAGACGGUACCCCAAACAUCUCUGGCGACCUGGAGAUUCACGUGGGCCUGCAGGGACUUCGUCCCACCAAGGAGCAAAAGACCCAGCAUGAACUGGAGAUGGCCCUAAAGCGUCGCCUCAACCGGGACAUCAAGGACCGCCAGCUGCUCCUGCACAAGGUCAGCCUGAUGUGCCAGAUUGCUCGCAGUUUAAGGUACAACCGCCUGCUGGGCGAGUCAGAUGCCCUGAUGAAGGCUGCCCUUAAACUCCUGCCCAGCCAGAAUGCCUAUCCCACGGAGCGGGGCACCGAACUCAAGUAUCUUCAGUCCCUUGUCACAUGGUUUAAAACGGCUGUCAAGCUGCUGAGUCCCAAUUUAUAUUCCGAGCAAUCGGCGGACAGCAAAAAUUCCAUUUUGGAGUCUUUGCUGGAGCAGAUCAAGCGCAAGGAAGCCCGCUGCAAGCAGGAUAUGAUCUUCAUAUUCGUUGUUCUUGCGCGGGGAAUGGGCAUGCACUGUCGUCUGAUCGUGAAUCUCCAGCCGUUGCCUCUGCGUCCGGCGGCUAGUGAUUUGAUUCCCAUUAAACUUAAGCCAGAUGAGAAGAACAAAAGCCAGACGGCCAAAUCGGAGGAGGAGGAGAGUGAGGCUGAGGAUGAGGAGCCCAAAAAACAUAAGAAGCCAGUGAAGCCAGCAGCAGCAAAGAAGGAAAAGGUAAGCAGUAAGUCAACUGCUUCAAAAGAGUCUGAAAAGAAAAGCAAAGAGAACAGUCCGAAGAAAGAUAGCCGUAAGCCUGUCAGUAAAUCAUCUUCCACUUCCAAACCCACAAAAAAAGAUGCGGAACCCGCUAAAUCAAGUAUAGCCAAGGAUGAUAACAAAGUUUUGAAACCCAGUCUCUCCUCAAAACUGGGUGAAAAAGCAAAAAAGCUAAAAUCCAGUAGCAGUUACAGCAAAUCCGAUACUUCUGUUGAAGAGAAACCAAGUAUCUCAUCCAGCCCCAAACCGUUAAUAAGUAAUACAGAACGUUCUAAAUCAAGUUCAUCGAAAAUGGAAGACAAAAAGGUUUUAAAGCAGAGUCUGUCCUCAAAAUUGGUUGCAAAAUCAAAGAACCAACAAUCUUUAAGUUCCAGUAAAUCAGAUACUUCUUUUGAGGACAAGCCAAGUACCUCCAAGGCAGCUCUUAACAUGUCUCCCGUAGUAGCUAAACCACAGUUGUCCCUGCUGAAAAGGGCCACCACUCAUAAUAUGGCUGAAGCAGGAGAAAGCAAGAAAUCUAGGAUCGCUCCAUUAGAAACCUUCUCUCCAGUAGCCGGUCGCACACGGAGGGGCGCAACACAACGCAAAGCAGAGGAGAAACCACAGUUGAUUGGAUCCCCAGUCUUACCCAAACUGGUGCUGUCCAAGGUAAAGCAGCUAAAUGCCAAGCACAGUGAUGCGGAAAAUGCUAAUCCGGCAGAGAAACAUUCGCAGGAGCAACGAAGCACCAAGGAAACCCGAUCGCGAAGCAAGUCCCCAAAGGUACUCAUUUCGCCGACUUUUCUUGGGGGCAAAUCCGCUGCAGUCCAACCCAUUCAAGCUCCUCAAAAGAGCCAAAAGAGUCCGGAAACCAAGGCUCGAAUUUCUCCAAACUUUCUCUCUGAAGCAGUACCAACCCGACAACUGCGAACCCGUGACCAAAAAGCCAGUAAGCUGGCCAUUCCUCAGUUGGAUGGCGGCGACGAUGCCCCGCUGCCUAAAAAGCGCAUUCGGCUGGACAAGCUGAAAGUUUCACAGGAAUCCGAUGAGGUGUUCGAGCCUGCCAAGCCGGUGAAGAAGGCUCCUGUACUGCCCAAGUCAGUGCAAAACCUGCGCAAAGAUCGGCGAGUGAUGUCCACAGAUGAUGAGGGCGGCUCAAGGGUUAAGUGUCGAUUGGACGCCUCUGACAUGUGGGUUGAGGUGUGGUCCGAGGUGGAGGAGCAGUGGAUCUGCAUAGAUAUGUUCAAAGGCAAACUGCACUGCGUCGACACCAUAAGGAAAAAUGCAACGCCAGGAUUGGCCUAUGUAUUUGCCUUCCAGGACGAUCAGAGCCUAAAGGAUGUGACCGCCCGAUACUGCUCCAGUUGGUGCACCACUGUGCGCAAGGCCCGCGUAGAAAAAGCUUGGCUGGAUGAAACCAUCACCCCGUAUCUCGGGCGACCCACUAAGCGCGACAUUACGGAGGAUGAGCAGUUGCGCCGCAUCCACGCCAAUAAACCCCUACCCAAGUCCAUUACCGAAUUCAAGGACCAUCCGCUUUAUGUUCUGGAAAGGCACUUGCUUAAGUUCCAAAGUCUGUAUCCGCCCGACGCGCCCACUUUGGGCUUCAUCCGUGGAGAAGCGAUUUACUCAAGGGACUGUGUACAUGUCUUGCACUCGCGGGAUAUCUGGCUCAAGAGCGCCCGCGUUGUGAAGCUCGGCGAGCAGCCUUACAAGGUGGUCAAGGCGCGUCCCAAGUGGGAUAGGCUAACUCGCUCUGUUAUUAAAGACCAACCACUGGAGAUCUUUGGCUAUUGGCAGACUCAGGAUUACGAUCCACCUACUGCAGAGAAUGGAAUAGUGCCGCGAAAUGCCUAUGGCAACGUUGAACUUUUUAAGGCCUGUAUGCUGCCCAAGAAGACAGUGCACCUGAAAUUGCCAGGUUUGUUGCGCAUCUGUAAGAAGCUGAAUAUCGACUGUGCCAAUGCAGUGGUAGGAUUCGAUUUCCAUCAGGGCGCUUGCCAUCCCAUGUACGAUGGCUUCAUUGUUUGCGAGGAGUUCCGCGAAGUGGUGGAGGCCGCCUGGGAAGAGGAUCAGCAGGAGCAGGUCCGCAAGGAGCAGGAGAAGUACGAAACCCGCGUCUAUGGAAACUGGAAGAAAUUGAUUAAAGGUGUCCUUAUUCGCGAGCGGCUUAAGAAAAAAUACAACUUCUGAAUUUUCUGAUUUAUGUCCGUAUUAUUGUUUUCUUUGAAGUCUCUUUGAUUUUUUGUGCUUAAAACUUGUUUUGAUUCCAAUAAAUUGUAUGCUUUAUAUUUA